CCUCAAAGAUAUAUAUCAAAACACAUUUUGAAUUAGGUCAAAGUAUAGAAGUAUUUAAGUGGUUCAGAUUAUCAUUUGUAGAAAAUCCGGGCAUGGCUUAUGGGGUUCAAUUUGGGGGAGAAACAGGGAAAAUAAUAUUGAGCACUACCUUUGACCCCUAUUUAGGCGAAUGGAUAGGUUACUCCGGAAUUUCCAAAUUAAAUUUUCAAGGCUAUGCCCCCAUUUUUGGAGGCUGUGUAGUGGAUAUUAAUAAGAUGAAACUAACGAGAGCAAAAGAGUCUAAACUUCCGAAAUUAAAUUGGGAAGAAGUGAGUUUCGGUAAUCAUUUUACCGACUAUAUGUUAAUCAGUAAUUAUGAAAAUGGGAAAUGGAGCGAGCCGGAAAUCGUCCCUUUUGAUUCGGUCGCAUUUCACCCCUCUAUUAUGUCAUUACACUAUGGACAGGCUUUUUUUGAAGGUAUGAAAGCCUAUAAAGAUAAGGCAGGCGAUGUAUUUUUAUUUCGUCCUGAUAAAAAUUUUGAACGAAUGAAUGCUUCAGCACAUAGGCUAAAUAUGCCGGAAUUACCCAAAGAAAUAUUUUUAGAUGGCAUGAUGGCAUGGUUAGAUGUAGAAAGGGACUGGGUGCCUAAUGAACCCGGAAAAGCUUUGUAUAUCCGCCCUGUUAUGUUUGCUUCCGAAGAAAUGAUUUUGGCCCGCUCUGCUAAUAAAUAUAGCUUUAUUAUUAUGGGAUGUGUGGUUCGGGAUUAUUAUAGUCAGCCCUUAAAAGUAAAAAUAGAAAAAAGAUUUACCCGAGCAGCUCAAGGAGGCGUAGGGAAUGCAAAAGCUGCCGGAAAUUAUGCCGCUUCUUUUUAUCCUACCAAUUUAGCCAAAGAUGCCGGAUUUGACCAAAUUAUAUGGACAGAUGGUAUUGAGCACGAAUUUUUUGAAGAGUGUGGCACUAUGAAUGUUAUGGUUAGAAUAGGCGAUAAAAUCAUUACUCCUCCUCUCUCCGAUAGUAUCUUGAAAGGUGUGACAAGAGAUAGUUUAAUUCAAAUGGCAAGGAGUAAAGGCAUAGAAGUAGAAGAAAGACCUAUUUCCGUUCAAGAGGUGUAUGAAGCCCAUAAAAAUGGAACCUUAAAAGAAGUUUUCGGGUGUGGUACAGCCGUAGUAGUCAAUAGAUUUCAUGCUAUCGGAUAUCCUCAAGAAACUUUAGAACUCCCUUUAUUACCGGAUGAUGAGAGUUACCCUGUUCAGUUCAAAAAAGAAUUAGUCGGGAUUCAAAUGAACCAAAUACCAGAUCCAUUUGGGUGGAGAAAAAAAGUAGAAGAAAACUUAAUAGAGGCU
Molecule: messenger RNA, 1322 nt
Organism: Darwinula stevensoni
Lineage: Eukaryota; Metazoa; Arthropoda; Ostracoda; Podocopida; Darwinulidae
Source: the annotation of a GenBank genome assembly